CAACUUCACGAAGCUAACCUAGUUAGCUUAAAUUUAUAAACUUGUAGUGUUUGACAUCUUGUGAAGAAAAAAAAUACCUACACACAAGCAAUGUCGUGGAACUGGAACAGCCACGGACUACCAUUUUUACCGGGAUACACUUUUCGGGAUGUAACGAAGCCAGCCUUCCAUCGUCCCCAAACACUUGACUAUAAGAAUGGCUUCGCUCUGCCCCGCCGCCCCACUGUGGGCAUUGGACAGGAUCCGCUUUUAUCAGCGCAGAUGAUCCAGCAGGAGAUCGAUGAGUUGACCUUUGGAAGACCAGAUAUUACUUGUGGCCCCCAUAACCAGAGCAUAGCCCAAGACUUCAUCCCAGCUCAUGUGUCCCUGGACAAGAAGGUGCUGCGCUUCUAUGCAUACUUUCAGGAAAACAUCCUGUUUUCCCCUGAGGAGGAGUGCCGCGUGCGCCCUGUGGUCAUUUACUACUACCUUGAAGAUGACAGUAUGUGCAUUAUUGAGCCCACAGUGGAGAAUUCUGGGAUACCGCAGGGGAAACGCAUCAAGCGCCAGCAUCUGCCCAAGAAUGACUUUGGAGAGCAUUAUCAUUGGAAAGACCUUAAUAUUGGCAUGGAUCUGGAGGUGUACGGGGUCAAGUACCACAUCACACAGUGCGAUGAUUUUACAAAGGAAUUCAUGGAGAGUGAGGGUAUUGUUCUGAACGACCCUGAGGCGAUGCCUGAGGAUCCUUACAGCAAACGUCGUGAAAAGCCUCCGCUUUCCUACACAACAGCCUCUAAAUUUGACCGCAUGCAUCAGUUUCUCACCAUGGACCGUAAGGUGCUGCGUUUCUUCGCCCUGUGGGACGAUUCUGACGCUCUCUUCGGGGACACCAGGCCUGUUACCAUCCAGUAUUUCCUGGUAGAUGACACGGUGGAGAUCCGAGAGGUCCACGAACCCAACAGCGGCCGGUAUCUCUUCUCUGUCGUGAUGCGCAGACAGAAGCUGCCCAAGAAAAUCAAACCAGAGUGUGAGACAUUUCCCAGCUGUGUGCUGGAGGUUUCAACAGAGGAAGUAGAUGAGUACUACUCCCCCAAAGAUUUCCAGGUGGGUCAAACUAUGACGCUGCUGGGCCGUCGCUUCCUGCUGUACGACUGCGAUGGCUUCACCAAAGAGUAUUACCAAAAGAACCACCCUGAUGUGGAGAUGAAACCCUCCGAAAUACCAAAACAGACUGACCCGCUUCAGGAGAGGAAAAGGGAGUUUCCUCCCUAUAAUGGUUUUGGUUCCCUUGAAGACUCUCUCCAGAAUUGCUUGUCUUUAGUUCCUGAGCCUCCCAAGAAGAAUGUGCUAAAGAUGCUGGAAAACGACCACAAAGUGUUGCGCUACAGUGCCAGGCUGGACUCCCAGAAUCCUGCAGAUGAGGACAGACGUUUCAUACUGUCCUACUUCCUGUCCAAUGACAUGAUCAGUAUUUUUGAAAAGCCCACUCGCAAUUCUGGCAUCAUCGGUGGCAAGUUCCUGGAAAAGACGCGCAUCCCCAAACCUGGCUCGACAGUGGACAAUCCCGAGUUCUACUCACCUGCAGACUUUGCUAUUGGAGCCACUGUGGAGGUUUUCAGCCACCGCUUUGUGUUAACCGGCGCUGACCGAUACGUGCUGGCAUACCUGGAGUCCAAUGCAAGCCAGAUCCCAUGUCAGACACUGCAGUCUUUACAGCAGAAGCUGGGUGCGGGGACUGCAAAUACUCAGCCGGCUGACCAACAUGGUGGUGAUGUCACAGAGCCAUCUUCAUGAUGUCAGGGGAGGGAUAUAAUAAAUAACCACUGGAUCAACUCCAGAAAAGGUGAUGUGUGAAUCUGACAGCUUCUGGUAACUUAAAAAUACAGCUGUUUGAUGUUGGUGAGGUUGACCUCAAAACACCACUCUUAUUUUAAACAUAUACCAAGUGGUUGUCAAGGCUUUCCCUGAAAUCUGAUCAAAAAUACAAACUUAUAUUAGUCAGGCAAUCAAGCAGGUACAUUUUAUCCUUUUGUGAUUAAUGCAGCCUGAAAUUUCUGAUUUCAUGGUGGAUUUCCAAAUAAUUUUGAUGAUUUUUAGGCUUUCAUUUUUCAUGU
Molecule: messenger RNA, 2093 nt
Organism: Plectropomus leopardus (leopard coralgrouper)
Lineage: Eukaryota; Metazoa; Chordata; Actinopteri; Perciformes; Serranidae
Gene: efhc1
Product: EF-hand domain (C-terminal) containing 1
Biological process (GO): mitotic spindle organization; mitotic cytokinesis; cilium-dependent cell motility
Cellular component (GO): mitotic spindle; axoneme
Molecular function (GO): alpha-tubulin binding
Source: RefSeq, a predicted model, not a curated record